Messenger RNA from Trichoplax adhaerens, 1513 nucleotides. RefSeq lists its product as uncharacterized. The transcript has 9 exons. The record is from RefSeq and is a predicted model, not a curated record. The coding region runs from base 1 to 1236 and encodes 411 amino acids. Gene Ontology annotation, molecular function: calcium ion binding. Lineage: Eukaryota; Metazoa; Placozoa; Uniplacotomia; Trichoplacea; Trichoplacidae. Gene Ontology annotation, cellular component: endoplasmic reticulum; endoplasmic reticulum membrane. Gene Ontology annotation, biological process: protein folding.
AUGAUGAGGAUAGCGUUACUUUGCUUGGCACUUUCUAGUCUUGUCAUUGCCGACCCUACGGCCUACUUCGUUGAAAAAUUCGACAGCCCCGACUGGGAGAGCCGAUGGGUUCAAUCGACAAGCAAAAGCGAUUAUGGAAAAUUUGUGUUGACUGCUGGUAAAUUUUAUGGUGAUGCUGAGAAGGACAAAGGUAUUCAAACUAGCCAAGAUGCACGCUUUUAUGCCGUCAGUGCUAAAUUAGAUAAACCAUUUAGCAAUAAAGGCAAAGCGUUGGUCCUCCAAUUUACCGUCAAGCAUGAACAAAGUAUUGAUUGCGGUGGUGGUUAUAUCAAGCUUUUCCCUAGUUCGCUAAAUCCAAAGAAAAUGAAUGGUGAUUCUCCGUACAAUAUUAUGUUCGGUCCUGACAUUUGCGGUUAUAGUACCAAGAAGGUACACGUUAUUUUAAAUUAUCAAGGCGAAAAUAAAUUAAUCAAGAAAGAAAUUAAGUGCAAGGAUGACGAAUUAACUCAUUUAUAUACGCUAAUCCUUAAAUCCGACAAUACCUACGAAGUCAAAAUUGACAACGAAAGCGUAGAAUCUGGUAAAUUGGAAGAUGAUUGGGCUUUACUACAACCUAAGAAGAUCAAAGAUCCUAAUGCGAAGAAGCCAGAAGAUUGGGACGACAAUGCAAAGAUUGACGAUCCCGAGGACAAAAAACCCGAUGGUUGGGAUAAAGCAGAACACAUUCCUGAUCCUGAGGCGAAAAAACCAGAAGACUGGGAUGAUGAAAUGGAUGGAGAAUGGGAACCACCUAUGAUCGAUAAUCCUGAAUUUAAGGGUGAAUGGAAGCCAAAGCAAAUUGACAAUCCUAAAUAUAAGGGAGAAUGGGUACACCCAGAGAUUGAUAACCCAGAUUAUAAAGAAGACUCGAACCUUUAUUUGUUUGAGGAUAACGCGUAUGUUGGUUUCGAUUUGUGGCAAGUGAAAGCUGGAACUAUUUUCGACAACGUAUUGGUUACUGAUGAUAUCGAUUACGCCAAGAAAUUUGGAGACGAUACAUGGGGUCAGACUAAGGGACCAGAAACAAAAGCUAAGGAAGUGAUUGACAAAAAGAAAGCUGAAGAAGAGGAAAAGAAGAAGAAGGAAGAAGAGGAGAAGAAGAAAUCAGAAGAAGGUCAAAAAGAAGAAGAAGCAGAAGCGGAAGAAGAAGAAGAAGAAGAAGAGAAAGAUAGUAGCAAGAGCAAAGACGAAUUAUAACCUUGAUUUUUUUUCUUUAUCUGCUGAUUAGCAGUUUCCAUUUUAUAACUUUAACCUAUGAAUAGGUUUAUUGUUAUCAGAAUUUGUAUCAUGUCGUCUAGAUGCUGCUAGAUCAUUUUGCGAAUAAACUUGAUAAUAUUGUUAUUGCUGAAAUAGAAUAGUUAUUCUAUCGCAUUGAUGAUAGAAAAUUUGAAUUGUUUAUUUCAUACAAAUAUUCCCUUCAUGUCUGAUUUUGUAGUCAUUUUCAUCUUUAACUUACUGGCGUAUGAACUUUAUG